GCGGAGCGGGGGGCCGGGGCGGCAGCAUGGCCCUGGAGGACCCGUUCUCCGCCGUGCGGGGGGAGGUGCAGAAGGCUGUGAACACGGCCCGGGGGCUGUACGAGCGCUGGUGUGAGCUGCUGCAGGAGACUCAUGUCGUCAGCACGGAGGAGUUCGACUGGACCACGAACGAGCUGCGCAACAGCCUGCGGAGCAUCGAGUGGGACCUGGAGGAUCUGGAGGAGACCAUUGGCAUUGUGGAGUCGAACCCUCGCAAGUUCAGGAUCGAAGCCAGCGAGCUGACGGAGAGACGGGCCUUCGUGAGGCAGAUGCGGGACUCUGUCAAGGAGAUGCGGGAUCACAUAUCCAGCCCAUCAGCCCUGGCCUUCGCUGAGCGGAAAAACAGAGAGAUGCUGAUUGGCGGUGGGGCCAGCCAGAAGCCCCCCCCGGAGCGGUCCGGGCAGCUGCAGGAGGAGCUGGUGUCCGCCAAUUCCCGCUAUAUUGAGGAGCAGCAAUUGCAUCAGCAGCUGAUCAUAGACCAGCAGGACGAGCAGCUGGAGCUGGUGUCGGGCAGCAUCCGGGUCUUGAAGCACAUGUCGGGCCGGGUUGGGGACGAGCUGGACGAGCAGAGCUUGAUGCUGGAGGAGUUCGGCCAGGAGAUGGAUCACACCCAGUCCCGCAUGGACGGCGUGCUGAAGAAGAUGGCCAAGGUCUCCCACAUGACCAGCGACCGGCGCCAGUGGUGUGUGAUCGGCGUUCUGCUUGUUCUCCUCAUCGUGGUGCUUAUCCUCUUCUUCACUCUGUAAUCGGCUGGCCAGGACUGCGGGGGGUGGGGGGGCACCACUCUCCUGACCAGCCCCCCCUCUCCCCCUCCACGCACAUGCCUCCAUCAUUGCUUGGCGAGCAGCCCAGGAGCUGCCCUGCUGGAGCACAGCCCAAAACGGUGCCUUUCUCUGACCUUUGGGGCUGGCACCUAUGGUAAAGAAAAGGCACCUCCAGGUACCAGGGGAGAUUCCUGCUGGGAAUCUGGUUCAGGUGUUUCUCUCCUCCCCCCCAGCCUUUGCUUCCACAUCGGGGGCUUGCAGUCAGAUACAGGGCUGGGGGUGUUGUCAGCCUGUAGGGGGCAGUAGCAAUGUGCUGGAAUGGGGGGCACUUCUGAUCUCUCCCCAGAUUUGGGAGGGAAGGGAAGCCAGUUCUUUGGUACCUCCACCCCCCUUCUGCAAAGCCAGGAGCGGGAAGGAGAAGCAGCUUGCCCGUUCCAGGACGGGAUGGGGCAGCACAGCCUGUGCCACCAGGGGGCGCUGUCUUAUCACACCAGCUGCCUGUUGCAGGUAGACCGAUUCUUACUAGCAUGGGGUGCAAACUCAGCUGUUAAUACCCUCCCAUGCUGGGCUGGCGCACGGGGUUCAGGGAUGGUGACAGCUGCUUUUUAGGGCUCCCCUGCCUUAAAGCCCAGCUGCGCUUUGCCUGGCCUGCGCUGGCUCCUCGCCCCUCCCUGGCGGGGCCGUCGCUCAUUUUUUGUACGAAAAGCCAAAAUAAUUCCUCAGGCGGGUUUUCAGUUAAAGAAAUGGGGGGUCACGUUGUUGGAUUUUUGCUUCCUUAGAGGGGAGGAAGAGGACCUGACGGUCGGUUUGUUGUUAAUUAUUUGUAUUAUGGUAGAGUUGGGAGGCCCCCACAGUGCUUGGUGCUGUACAAACAGAACCGGGAUGGACCCUGCUGGUGCCUCUGCCACAAGGAGAGACUGCAGUGCAUGCUGGGAGAUAUAGUCUGGCCAGGGAGCAGGGCCCAUGGGGGAAAUAGGGGCAUGAGACACUCCUUUCUACAAUUCCCAUGAUGCACUAUGGCAGCUGAUAGGGAGUGCAGUGCAUCAUGGGAGAUGUAGUCUGGGCAGGGAGCUUGGCCCACAGAGGAAAAUAGGGGUGGGAGGGGCUCCCGGCUGCAACUCCCAGGCUGCAGCCCAGUGGCUCUGCUCCGGGAGUGAGCACAGUGUGUUCUGGGAGAUGUAGUCCAGCCGGGGAGCAGGGCCUGUGGGAGGAAGUAGAGGCACAAAGGACGUCCAACGACAGCUCCCAUGUGACAUGGUCCCAGAGUCUCGUGGCCUCGCCGGAACCUGAAUUUCUAAUU
Messenger RNA from Mauremys mutica (yellowpond turtle), 2103 nucleotides. RefSeq names its product syntaxin 10 (gene STX10). Gene Ontology annotation, cellular component: membrane. The coding region runs from base 27 to 785 and encodes 252 amino acids. The transcript has 8 exons. The record is from RefSeq and is a predicted model, not a curated record. Lineage: Eukaryota; Metazoa; Chordata; Testudines; Geoemydidae. Gene Ontology annotation, biological process: Golgi vesicle transport.